ACAAAGGGAGUACCACGACACCGUUGCAACAUCCGUGAAAAUAGAAGGCGUAUCUUCCACAUUUCGCCAGAUCAAAAGGCUUUAACUAGAACGUUGCGAAGCACUAAUACCAUGGCACAUUCGCAGAUAAAAGGAGCAUAUAAAAAAACGGAAAUAAGAAAGCGGGCACUCAAUAACGACCGCUGCCUACCGUAGCGAGCGAGCAGCGCGGAGGCCACGCUACAGCGCCAAAUUCCACACCAAACAAAGGCGCGGCGACGAACCAGCGAACGAGCAGCCAACACCCGCACCACCUCCCCUCACCUCACCUCACCGCACUCCUCCUUGGCUCCAAUGUCUGAUCCACUCGCUAAUCACCUCCACCGCACCAGCAAAUAAGUACGCCCACCCCCGCGACGGAAAGCUAAUCUCUCCUCCCCCUUUCUUCUUCAUACUCCCACCAUCUCCACCACCACCACCACCAUCUUCUCCUUUCUCCCACCCACCUUUAAGCCGCCCCAUCCCCCGCUGCGCUGAGUCACUUCCUCACGCCACCCGCCGAUUGAUUGCUCGAUCGAGGUGCGGUGCGCGGCCAUGAUCUCUAUAGGCGGGUCCUCGUCCUCCUCCUCCUCCGCCGCCGCCGCGGCGGGGGUCCGGAUGGGCGGGGCCAAGCGGCGGGGGAAACCGGGCGGGGCCGCCGCGCCGGGGGCCGCGGGGCCGCCGCAGACCAGGUGGCGCAGCGGCACGCAGGAGCGGAUCUACGGCCGGCGCCUGCUGGACGCGCUGCGGGCCACGCGGUCGGGCGCCGCCUCGUCCCCGCAGCCGCGCGCCGUCAAGGCGGCCGCCGACUCGGCGCUGGCGCUCACGGCGCGCGGGCAGUCGCGCUGGAGCCGCGCCAUCCUGCUGGCCGGCGCCGCGUCCUGCCGCCGCCGCGUGCUCGUCAAGGCCGGCGGGAAGAUCCGCCGCCACCGCCGCCCGCAGGCGCGCGCCGCCGCCGCGGCGUCCAAGGCCGCGGCCGCCGCGUCCGCCGGCGAGCCGCCGUUGCUCAAGGAGCGGAAGGUGAAGGACCGGCUCCGCGUGCUGGGCCGGCUCGUCCCCGGGUGCCGGAAGCUGCAGGCCCCCGACCUGCUCGAGGAGACGGCCGACUACGUGGCCGCGCUGGAGAUGCAGGUCAAGGCCAUGCGCGCGCUCGCCGACGCGCUCGCCGCGGCCCAGCUGUCGUCGCCUCCCCCGCCGGCUGCCGGCGGCGACGACGAGGCCGAGAUGGAGAGGUGAGGGUCCGAGCCUCGCCUCCGAGGGGGAGAUUGAUGAUGACAUGAUGGCGUUGGGCUCGGGAAAAUAAGGGCGAUUAAUUACUGGAUGGAUGGAUGGAUUGUUACCGCGAGAGGGGGUCCUGGGAUUCCAGGAGGGUAUUGUGAUUCCGACGAUGAUGAUUGCUGCUGCUGGUGCUGCCGCUGAUUUGUAAAUUCUUGAUGCUACUACUUGUAUAAGUAAUGCUGCUCUGCUCCUCUCUUGUGUUCUUGAAAUGUUCUUCCCCUUCUUAAACAAGAAGGGGGAUUCCUGUGCCUGCCUGUCCCCUGCGGAUUGGAUUGGAUUAUGCUUUUGUUUGGCUGUGCCACGGUGAAUUAGGAGUUUUGUUUCUUGAAA
Molecule: messenger RNA, 1626 nt
Organism: Triticum aestivum (bread wheat)
Lineage: Eukaryota; Viridiplantae; Streptophyta; Magnoliopsida; Poales; Poaceae
Product: transcription factor bHLH150
Exons: 1
Coding region: 574-1254 (226 amino acids)
Biological process (GO): regulation of DNA-templated transcription
Molecular function (GO): protein dimerization activity
Source: RefSeq, a predicted model, not a curated record